This is a messenger RNA of Daldinia decipiens, 1922 nucleotides long. RefSeq names its product IBR finger domain-containing protein. The transcript has 2 exons. Gene Ontology annotation, cellular component: cytoplasm; ubiquitin ligase complex. The record is from RefSeq and is a predicted model, not a curated record. The coding region runs from base 741 to 1760 and encodes 339 amino acids. Gene Ontology annotation, biological process: positive regulation of proteasomal ubiquitin-dependent protein catabolic process; protein polyubiquitination; ubiquitin-dependent protein catabolic process. Lineage: Eukaryota; Fungi; Ascomycota; Sordariomycetes; Xylariales; Hypoxylaceae. Gene Ontology annotation, molecular function: ubiquitin protein ligase activity; ubiquitin conjugating enzyme binding; zinc ion binding.
GUAGAAAUAAACUUUAGGCUCGGCAUCUACACAAGGGCUACCUGUCACGAGGUGGAACCAAACAGUAGGGAAACAACUUCGUUGUUCCGCGAGGAACUCUAAUCUAUCUAUGAGGGCCUGUGUCUAUACAUACUAAACAUGUCAUUUCUUCUAGAUGUCUCGUCUAGAAUCUUGACACUACCAUAGGAACCUACUGGUACAUACUGAAAGUAUCGUAUCCUUUGCUCUAGAUGUCUCAUCUAGAAUCCUAACAGGAGCCUAGGAAUAAACUUAAGAAGGAUAUAAAUAUAACAGACACCCUCUUCGACUACAGAAGAGAAAUAAAUCCUUCGAACGCAUUUGGACCGAGUCCAUAACAUAAAAAAACAAAUAGUACGACAAAACGCAAAUUUGAAUGGCUAUUAUCGAUACUAUGGCACCCAGUUGGGCCAUUAAUGAUGAAGAAUCUCUGAAUCUUAUGACCAGUCUCUUAUCAGACGACGUAAAGCAGCUCACCUCGGCCGCUAAAGGGAAGCAGGCCGAAGGCAUGCUCACAGAUGCCGAACUUGCUCUUCAACUCUACUACGAGGAGUUAAAUUAUGCCGCAAAUUUUGUUUCCGAUCGUCAGAUGAGUAGGAGCAUCCAAAGAGCGAUACAAACCGAUACCGAUGCCCUCUUCCAAGCAGAGCGCGAAGAAUCCAUAGCACGGCAUGACCAUGCCACCGCGAUCUCGAUUUCCCAAGGCAUUCCUAUGACUUCGGAUGUGGAAAGCGAUGAUCCUGAGUCAGACGAUGAUUUGGAACUUAUGGAUAGACUCUCUACUACCUAUAUCACAGGGGUUGAGGACAAAAAACCAAGACGAGAGCGAGAUAGAACGUUUUAUUCCUGCUGCUGACGAGCAACCCGAGAGUUCAUCUUGGGCUACCGCUCGUAUAUCUCGGAAGUAUGCGUCUCCAGAAUUGGACUGUCUAGCAUGUGGGGAAAAAUAUAUAUAUUUGGAUGUGAUGCGAGCUCCCUGCGGCCAUUUGUACUGUCGAGAGUGUCUUGCGCAACUAUUUCGGAGCGCAAUGUCCGACGAGUCAUUGUUCCCUCCACGUUGUUGUCAGCAGAAUAUUCCUCUUAGAGGGCUCGUGUUUUCUCUUCCAAAAGAACUCAUUCGCGAAUUUCGAGCCAAAGAGGUUGAAUUUUCGACGCCACGUCGGACAUAUUGUCACCAGCCAGAGUGCUCUGCCUUUAUCCCCCCCAAAAACCACGUGGGUGAUAUUGCAAUCUGCAUGGAUUGUGGCGUGCAAACAUGUAUUACCUGCAAAGGUCCUUCGCAUAACGGCGAUUGCCCCGAUGAUAAAGACCUACAAGAAGUCCUUGAACUCGCCCAAGAGCAUGGAUGGCAACAAUGCUAUAAUUGUCUAUCGUUGAUCGAACUGAGCGAUGGCUGUUAUCAUAUGACGUGCAAGUGUCGUUCUGAAUUCUGCUAUCUUUGCGGCACCCCUUGGAAAAAUUGCGACUGCCGUCACUGGGAUGAAUAUCGAAUCCGUUACCGGGCGGGAGAGAUAUACCGCAGAGACCAUCGAACGAACGAGCAAUUCGACAUUCAAGAUGUGGAUAUAGGACGUAUCGUGACUGACUUACGGGAAAAUCACGAAUGUGGGCAUUCUUCCUGGAGAUAUCGAUCUGGGAAUUACAGAUGUGAAGAAUGUCGGGACACGUUGCCUUCGUAUAUUUUUGAAUGUUGUCAAUGUAACAUCAUGGCAUGUAGGAGGUGUAGGUAUAAUCGCCUGUGAUGUACGUCGGUACCUACCCAGGUAGUUGUUAUCACGUUAUAUGUAAGUAGCUAAGAGUGCUAUUUUAUAACGAUGUGAAAUAUAGGCCUGGGUUAUCAUUUUUAAUUAGAGUGGUGUUACUAUAAUAUACCUUAAGUUAGGUAGGUAAAUAUAUUAUAAUAC